Fusarium oxysporum Fo47 is the source of this 903-nucleotide messenger RNA. Its product is annotated as ferritin-like domain-containing protein. The record is from RefSeq and is a predicted model, not a curated record. The transcript has 3 exons. Lineage: Eukaryota; Fungi; Ascomycota; Sordariomycetes; Hypocreales; Nectriaceae. Bases 1 to 903 code for a protein of 300 amino acids.
AUGUUCUUCUCUACUGCCCUUCCUCUAUUGGCCGCUGGCCUAGCUUCCGCUGCUCCUGUCAUCGAGAAGCGUGCUUCCGGAAUCAACGACGGAGUCAUUCUCAACUACGCUCUUACUCUUGAGCAUCUUGAAGAUAACUUCUAUCGUCAAGGUCUUUCCAACUUUACUGAGCAAGACUUUGCGGAUGCUGGUUACGACUCUACCUUUUACAACAACAUCAAGAAGGUCUCCUCUGACGAGACUGCUCAUGUUGACUUUAUCACCAAGGCUCUCAAGGCUGCUGGUGUCACACCCGUUCAGGAGUGCACGUACUCCUUCGGCGUUACAGAUGUCAAGUCCUUCCUCGCAACCGCCUCCGUCCUCGAGGGCGUCGGCGUCUCAGCUUAUCUCGGCGCCGCAGCCGACAUCAUGAGCAAGACGUACCUCACCGCGGCCGGAUCCAUCCUCACCGUCGAGGCCCGUCACUCAUCCUACAUCCGGGGUGCGCUCAAGCAAGUCCCCUUUGCGCAGCCUUUCGAUGCUCCUCUGAGCUACAACGAGGUGUACUCUCUUGCCUCGGGCUUCAUCACCGGUUGUCCCAAGGAGAACCCUGCUCUUCCUGUCAAGGCCUUCCCUGCUUUGGCUGCUGCUGCUUCGGGCAGUGCGAUCAAGACUGGUGAUACUGUUACUCUUCAGACACCUGGGUAUACCCUCGAGGGCGCUAAGGGCCAGAGUGUCUAUGCCGCUUUCAUCGCUGUUACCGGUCCUACGUUUGUUGAGGCCAAAGCUGUUGAUGGUGGUUUCUCUGUUGAGAUUCCCGAGGGCUUUGCUGGACAGACUUAUGUUGUCCUUACUGGCUGCAAGGAUGUCGUCUCCGAUGACACCGUCGCUGCUGGACCUGCCAUCAUUGAGAUCUCCAGCUAA